Messenger RNA from Chiroxiphia lanceolata (lance-tailed manakin), 1610 nucleotides. RefSeq names its product mothers against decapentaplegic homolog 2-like. Lineage: Eukaryota; Metazoa; Chordata; Aves; Passeriformes; Pipridae. Gene Ontology annotation, biological process: SMAD protein signal transduction; regulation of transcription by RNA polymerase II; anatomical structure morphogenesis. Gene Ontology annotation, cellular component: heteromeric SMAD protein complex. The coding region runs from base 57 to 1460 and encodes 467 amino acids. The transcript has 10 exons. The record is from RefSeq and is a predicted model, not a curated record. Gene Ontology annotation, molecular function: I-SMAD binding; DNA-binding transcription factor activity, RNA polymerase II-specific; RNA polymerase II cis-regulatory region sequence-specific DNA binding.
GGGAUCAGACAGGAAUCUAAUUUAUUGCUUGCUGAGUGUUCUGUCUGGUGAAAGUCAUGUCAUCCAUAUUGCCAUUCACUCCACCAGUUGUGAAGAGACUUCUGGGGUGGAAAAAAUCUGCUGGUGGCUCUGGAGGGGCUGCUGGUAGUGAGCAGAAUGGUCAGGAUGAAAAGUGGUGUGAAAAAGCAGUGAAAAGCUUGGUCAAGAAGCUAAAGAAAACAGGACAGCUGGAUGAACUUGAGAAGGCAAUUACCACUCAGAAUUGCAGUACAAAAUGUGUGACCAUACCAAGCACUUGCUCUGAAAUUUGGGGACUGAGUACACCAAACACGAUAGAUCAGUGGGAUACAACAGGCCUUUACAGCUUCUCUGAACAAACCAGAUCUCUCGAUGGCCGUCUACAGGUAUCUCAUCGUAAAGGAUUACCACAUGUUAUUUACUGUCGUUUGUGGCGCUGGCCAGAUCUUCACAGUCACCAUGAACUUAAAGCAAUUGAAAACUGUGAAUAUGCUUUUAAUCUUAAAAAGGAUGAAGUGUGUGUAAACCCUUACCACUACCAGAGAGUGGAGACACCAGUCUUGCCUCCUGUACUAGUGCCACGGCACACUGAGAUUCUAACAGAACUGCCGCCUCUUGAUGACUAUACCCAUUCCAUUCCUGAAAACACUAACUUUCCAGCUGGAAUUGAACCACAGAGCAAUUACAUACCAGAAACACCACCUCCAGGAUAUAUCAGUGAAGAUGGAGAAACGAAUGACCAGCAGUUGAACCAAAGCAUGGAUACAGGAUCUCCAGCAGAGCUGUCUCCUAGUACUCUUUCUCCAGUUAAUCAUAGCCUGGACUUGCAACCAGUUACUUACUCGGAACCUGCAUUUUGGUGUUCAAUAGCAUAUUAUGAAUUGAAUCAAAGAGUGGGAGAAACCUUCCAUGCAUCCCAGCCUUCCCUGACUGUAGAUGGCUUUACAGAUCCUUCAAAUUCAGAACGAUUUUGUCUAGGUUUGCUUUCCAACGUAAACAGAAAUGCUACAGUGGAAAUGACAAGGCGACAUAUAGGAAGGGGAGUACGUCUCUAUUACAUUGGUGGAGAAGUUUUUGCUGAGUGCUUAAGCGAUAGCGCGAUUUUUGUUCAGAGCCCCAACUGUAAUCAAAGAUACGGCUGGCAUCCUGCAACUGUGUGCAAAAUUCCACCAGGAUGCAAUCUAAAAAUCUUUAAUAACCAAGAAUUUGCUGCUCUUCUGGCUCAAUCUGUGAAUCAGGGUUUUGAAGCAGUUUAUCAGCUUACUAGAAUGUGUACCAUAAGAAUGAGUUUUGUUAAAGGAUGGGGAGCUGAAUACAGGCGGCAAACAGUAACAAGCACUCCUUGCUGGAUUGAACUUCAUCUGAAUGGACCUCUACAAUGGUUGGACAAAGUAUUAACUCAGAUGGGCUCCCCUUCAGUACGCUGCUCCAGCAUGUCGUAAAAGUCCUUCCUCUGUUACCAGUGGGCUAAACAUCGAGUCCAAUCAACAGACUUAAUAUAACAGUUCAUCUGUCAUAGUACUUGUGUGUGGUCCCCAUGAACUGUUCACCAUCCAAAAAUGUUUUGUAAAAAGAAAAAAAAAGAAAAACAG